AUGCCUCGCUACGAUGAUCGUUACAGCAGCAGUCGCCUCUACGUUGGCCACCUGUCCUCUCGAACAAGGGAACGAGAUCUUGAACGGCUCUUCAGCAAAUAUGGAAGAAUUCGAGAUGUGGACAUGAAGCGAGACUACGCCUUCAUCGACUUCAGUGAUCCUCGUGAUGCUGAUGAUGCGAGGUACAGGUUGGACGGAAGAGACUUUGAUGGAAGCCGUAUCGUUGUGGAGUUUGCAAAAGGGACACCUCGUGGCUCCCGAGAAUUUACCUCGAGCAGAGGACCUCCUCCAGGAAGUGGUCGUUGUUUCAACUGUGGUCUUGAUGGACAUUGGGCUCGAGAUUGCACUUCUGGUGACUGGAAGAAUAAAUGUUAUCGAUGUGGAGAUAGAGGUCACAUCGAGAGAAACUGCAAGAACAGUCCUAAGAAGCUCAGUCGGGACGAAAGUUACUCAAGAUCGCCAGUUCGGUCCAGGUCUCGGUCUCCUCGUCGCAGAAGAAGAAGCCCUAGCAGAAGCAGAAGCAGAAGCAGAAGCAGAAGCUACAGCCGUGGCCGUAGCUAUAGUCGAUCGAGAUCACCGGUUAGGAAGGAAAAGGAUCGAAGUCCUGAAGCUGGAAGAAGCAGAAGCCCUGAACCAAUGGUUGACAACUCUCCUCUUACCAAAGAUAGGAAGCGAAGCCUGAGUCCUGAAGAAGGUAGCCCAAUGCGUGAAAAGUACAGCCCCAAAGAGAAUGCACCCAGCCCGAGAGGAAACGAUGAUGAUGGGAUAGACCAGAGUCGUAGUCCCAGAGACGACCGUAGCCCUAGAGUUGGACACAGCCCAAGAGAAGAUCGCAGCCCUGCGGAGGAUGAUGACCAGUGA
Molecule: messenger RNA, 861 nt
Organism: Microthlaspi erraticum
Lineage: Eukaryota; Viridiplantae; Streptophyta; Magnoliopsida; Brassicales; Brassicaceae
Source: the annotation of a GenBank genome assembly